UGAACCGGCAGAGAGAUACGCUGAGAGUGAAAUAUUGCUUACCCAACUUUGGGCAACAAAAAAAAAAUCCCUUUUUUGUAAAUGAUGGAAAAACCCAGAAGCGUGUAACUCUUCUAUAAAGGCUGAACGGCUGUGUGUUGGCUUCCAGUUACAUUCUGAAACUGACCAGCUGUAGCAUCAUGACUCUGCGGUUCAGCAGUCACUUCCUGCUUGUGGGGCUGUUUCUGAGCAGCUCGGCUCUGACACCUGAAGAAUGCCAACCCUUGAUCACGCCUUUGUCUCUGGUUGACCCCUACAUGAUGUACGGCAGGACGAACUUCAUCAUGGGUUACACUGAUAACGACAUAUACAACUCCAUCCUGAAGUCAACCGAGAGCUCCUGGAUAAAAAUCACUCCGUCACCGUUCAGCCCCUCUGGCGUUAUUAUGUCUCAGGAGAACAAGAUAAAUGGAACCUGCUUUGCCUCAGCAGUCAACGUAACUAUUGACGGCAACACUGCAACAGCGUCACUCGGCAACGUCACCUCGAUGUUCCACGUGCUGCCGAGCUGCGAAGGCUGCCUGGUCUUCAGCAUCAACAGCACCGCCAGAAACCUCGACAAGUUCCUUCACUUUAUGAAAGUCAACAGCACCGUUAAAGAGGAGGAGGUCACCGCUCGUGCUCUUUAUCUGAUGGGCAGCGAGUCGACCCUGAAGGACUCAGACCUGGAACACUUCAAGCAGCAGGCGAGCUGCCUCGGCUUCGCCAGAGAACCAGACUUCCACUACGACCCCAAGAAAGGUUUCUGUUCUGAAGGCGAGGGCAUUAAGAUGCCGUUCAACUGAAGUAAAAAAAGAAAAAACUUUCAUGACAAAUAUUUCAAACUGAAACUGAGGAAAUAAAGAGACAAAAGGUUACUCAAAACA
This is a messenger RNA of Siniperca chuatsi (mandarin fish), 905 nucleotides long. RefSeq lists its product as uncharacterized. NCBI's taxonomy places the organism in Eukaryota, Metazoa, Chordata, Actinopteri, Centrarchiformes, Sinipercidae. The record is from RefSeq and is a predicted model, not a curated record. The transcript has 6 exons. The coding region runs from base 180 to 824 and encodes 214 amino acids.